Messenger RNA from Condylostylus longicornis, 1387 nucleotides. Its product is annotated as zinc carboxypeptidase-like. Lineage: Eukaryota; Metazoa; Arthropoda; Insecta; Diptera; Dolichopodidae. Gene Ontology annotation, biological process: proteolysis. Bases 42 to 1298 code for a protein of 418 amino acids. The record is from RefSeq and is a predicted model, not a curated record. Gene Ontology annotation, molecular function: zinc ion binding; metallocarboxypeptidase activity. The transcript is spliced from 2 exons.
UCGAUUUAUACUUUUACGUUGUAUAGAUUUGAAAAUAGAAAAUGUUCAUCAAAGAAUUAUUUUUAUUCAGUUUGUUAUGUCUAGCUGCUUUAGCCGAGAAAGCACGCUAUGAUAGUUAUCCAGUUUACAAAGUUAUACCACAAACUGAAGAACAAAUAAAAUUAUUGCUUAAAUUUGAAGAUGUUAGUGAUAGCGUUAUUCUCUUACAUGGUGCACAUCAAGUUGGUGAAAGCAUUAAUGUAGUUGUGGCUCCACAUAAAGUUCCAGAUUUUUUACAAACUUUAAGACAAAAAGGAGUUUUCCCGGAAUUGAUUGAAAAAAAUUUUCAAUCACAUAUCGAUGAGGAAUCACGUUACAGCGUCGCACGUGGUCGUAGCUUUUAUGGAUGGAAACAAUAUUAUGAUUUAGAAGCAACUUACGAGUUCUUAAGAGAAACAGCAAAAAAAUAUCCAAAUAUUGUUGAAUUAGUCCAAGGUGGUAAAUCAUAUGAAGGACGUGACAUACUUGGGGUUAAAUUAUCAUACAAAGCUGGUAACAAAGCAAUUGUUCUUGAAGGUGGUAUUCAUUCUAGGGAAUGGAUUUCUCCAGCAACAGUUACAUAUAUUUUAAAUCAAUUAUUAACAAGCGAAAACGCAGCAACACGCCAAAUUGCUGAAAACUUUGAUUGGUAUUUCUUCCCCAAUACUAACCCAGACGGAUAUGUAUAUACACACAAAACUAACCGCAUGUGGAGAAAGACUAGAUCUCAAAAUGGAAUAUGCUAUGGUGCUGAUCCAAAUCGUAAUUGGGAUCUUGCAUGGAAUACCGUAGGAACAAGUUCAUUACCUUGUUCUGAUACUUAUGCUGGAAAAUCUGCUGAAUCAGAAGUCGAAGUUAAAUCUUUUGUUGCAUUCUUGAAAACUUUAAAAGGAAAAAUUGAAUUAUACAUUUCGUUCCAUUCAUUCUCUCAGCUUUUACUUUUCCCAUACGGAUAUACUUCUAAAGCCCCAUCAAACUACAAUGACCUGAAAAGGAUAGGAGAUGUAGCAGCUAACGCAUUAGCCCAACGCUAUGGAACCAAAUACACAGUCGGCGAUAUUUAUCAUACAAUUUACCCCGCUUCUGGCUCGUCUAUAGAUUAUGUAAAUGGCGCUCUUGAUGUACCUUUAACUUAUUGUUAUGAAUUAAGACCCAGAUCUGGUGGAAUGGACGGAUUUAUGUUGCCAGCAGAACAAAUUAUCCCAACUGGCGAAGAAACAUUAGAUUCUCUUACAGCUAUGAUUAAUGAAGCUGUUAAACUAAAAUAUUUUCAAAAAUAAAUAUUAAUUUGAUUUUAAUCAAAUUUUUAAAUUUAAAGGGCUAAUACAAAAUGACGAUAAUUUAAAAUAAAAACUAGUCUAGAAAAUUG